Molecule: messenger RNA, 1244 nt
Organism: Carya illinoinensis
Lineage: Eukaryota; Viridiplantae; Streptophyta; Magnoliopsida; Fagales; Juglandaceae
Exons: 5
Coding region: 228-956 (242 amino acids)
Molecular function (GO): protein binding
Source: RefSeq, a predicted model, not a curated record
GUCAUAUUUAUUUUACAGAAAAAAAUAAAACAUACUUUAUUUUUGCAGGGAAUGGAUUUCUCUAAAAUUGGGGGAAGCCUCCAAGUGCGAGCGUUGACGGUGCAUGGAAAUGGAAUCCAAAAGCUCCCCGAAUUCUCACGCCACGCUCCUGAUUCACGGCCGAACUGCGGGAAAAGCAAAGGAACGCACCGGAAUCCCCUCAGAAUUACGACAUCGUGUGGGAGGAAAUGGAGAGUCAUAGGACGAAGAGAAAGAGGAGGAAGCGAAAGAGAGUAAUUGUCGAAGAUUUUGAAGAAAAGAAGAGAGAAGAACGGGUUCUGCGAAGGGACCCACUAGAGGUGUUCGGUACGGACAUGAUGUCGAUGAUACUGAGUAACCUCGACGCACGCAGCGUGGCACUGUCUCUCCUCGUCUCCCGUGGCUGGCACGGCGUCGCUUCCAGUGAUCGCAUAUGGGGCCCCAAGUUGGAGGAACUGUGGGUUGGGAAAGCACACAUACCUCGCCUGUCACAAAUCCGGGGAUUAUCCAAACUGACCGCUUAUUCAUUAGCUGUCAGGGAUGGCAAGCGUAACCGUAUCAGGAAGGAUGAUUUGUGUGAUCAUGUUUGGGAGUUUCAUUUUAACAAGGGGGCACCUGAAUAUUGGCGGAAUCUUGAUCCUUAUUGGAAGGGCACUGGCCUUCCCAUGCGCCGCUACUUCCAUCCAGACGGGAGCCAAAGCGCAGAUCCUGAUGAUAUGGUAUGGGGCGGUCAUGAGUGCUGCUACUUGACUGUCACCAGCAUUGUUGGCGAAGACAAAAUCAGGGAACACUAUGUGAGGAUAAACCGAUGGCCUCGAAUGUCUGUGUCUAGGAAGCAGGACUGGAGCUGGGAAUUAUCAAACUGCCUUUAUUCCUACUCCAGCAUCCCCGAUGCUGAUAGGGAAGGUGGUACUGGGCCGCUAUAUGGACUUGUGUAGUUUUCUUUUUACUUGUAAAUUAACCUUUAGGGCUUGCCGGUUAUCUGAGUUGGGGAAUAUUAUGUAUGUUUGGGCAGAGCUAAUAAAUUAAUCCAGGAUAUAAAUGUGUCUCUGGUGACCCAAUUAUGGCAGGUUACAGCUUUUUUAGGUAUGUUCAAUAUCACAUUUCUCCCUCUUUUAUUCUUCCAAGCUGUGGUUGCCAAAUUGUAUGUUGACUUGAUCUGGCAUAGUAUGUUAAUCCAAUUCAGGGCGUGCAUUGAAAUCGUCACACGUCUCAAGUUGGUCUCA